Molecule: messenger RNA, 725 nt
Organism: Pelobates cultripes (western spadefoot toad)
Lineage: Eukaryota; Metazoa; Chordata; Amphibia; Anura; Pelobatidae
Source: the annotation of a GenBank genome assembly
CUCAGAUAAAUACUAUGGAUAAUUCUGACCUUGUAACAGAAUUGGAUAACAAUGUUAAUAAUAGGAUGACUAAGUUUGAGAAAGAGAUAGUCACCAAAAAGAACUCUAAAUUCCUCAGAGAUAAAAAAGAUUUUGAGGGUGGCCUCAUUAGAAAUUGGCAGAGGAAGGCCUAUAGGAAGAACAGGGAUACUCCCACUUUAAGAUCAGGGAAUAAGUCCGAGAUUCGUAAUUCCCACUCCAUUCAUCAGUACCCCAAAAAAAGAAAUAUGAAUCCUGGGAAUUCUUCUCGUGAAUCUUAUAAUAAGACUACUGGACAUGGUCACAAUACUUAUGCGGAAAUAGCGAGAUUCAAGCCACAUAAUCAGAUGAACCAGAGUUAUACUCCAAGACGUGGUUAUAAUCGAGAUGAGAGAGAUAUCCGCUAUACUCCGAAGAAGCCAUAUAACAAUGCAUGGAGAAGACAAGAUAAUCCCAAUCAUAUUCCUCUUUCAGAGUCUAGGGACCUCCUCACUACAAGAUCCAUCAAUGAUUCAAGUGCCAACACAGACCCCAAUGAAUUGGGAGCUCGCCCCAAACCGCCACGAUCCCAUAAUUAUGGCUCUUCAAGAGAUGUUCAUUUUUUAGGGGAAGGUCCAUCAGACAUUCCCAAGACCUUUCCGUUAUUUUCCAAGAGAGGGGCAGGAAAAGAGAUACACCCACAGGGGAACAAGAGGAAAGGGAAAUGA